GACGGUGAUCAUCAGCAAUUCAUUUCCCCGGGCACUCCUUAUGUUCAUCAAAACAAUUCGGACGUUGGAGGAUAUGGUGGUUAUGGUGGAUAUGGUAGAUAUGGUGGUGAAGCACCUCCCAUUCUGGACAGUCUGUACUUAAAAAAGACGGUUUUCAACUCCUUAGAUGAACUAAAGAAACGGAUACAAGAAAUAGCAAAUGCGGAUGGUUUCGUUAUUGUCACCCGUCGAUCAAAGAAAAUCGGGGGAAGAACCGGGAGGGUAUGGCUUGAAUGUGAUCGUGGUGGUGAGCAUCAGAGUACAGCAACACUUAGAAAAGCUGGAAGCAAAAAAACCGGUUGCCCGUUUUACCUGCUGGCUGUCCGAAACCACCCGUAUGAAACCUGGGAGAUAAAAGACGGAACAAUUGAACAUAACCACGAACUUUGUGAGGACCUGUCGGCCCACGCGUUUGUGCGAAGGUUUACUCCAAGCGAAAUGAAACUGAUCGAGCAGCUGACAGCUCAAAACAUGGAGCCGCGCAAAAUAUUUCAAACGAUAAGGAAGCAGGACCCCGACAGGUUUCAUGUUCAGAAAGACGUUCAAAACGUUGUAGCGAAGAUUAGAGCCGAACAAAGACAAGGAUUGACUCCCAUGCAGUCACUAGAAAAUGUGCUGAUGAAGAACGACUUUAUUUACGAGAUCCGGGAAGAACCCGGAACAGAGAUCGUAACAGAGAUCUUCUUUCUUCAUCGGGACUCGAGAGUCUUGUGGCGUGCAUUCCCCCACGUCAUGAUGAUCGAUGCAACGUACAAGACAAACAUAUACAAUAUGCCCUUUAUCCAGAUUGUUGGUAUGACGCCUACCAACAAAUCGUUUAUUAUCGCGCAUGCCGUUGUUAGUAAAGAACGGGGUGAUAACUUUGUGUGGGUGCUUGAGAGGGUUAAGGCAAUGUUGGAUGAAUGUAUGGAGCCACGUGUGAUUUUAACGGAUAGAGACCUAGCCCUUAUGGGCGCGUGUGCUAAAGUAUUUCCAGACGCCUCCAGGCUUCUUUGCAGGUGGCACAUACAACAGAAUGUUAUGAAGCACUGCAAGGGUGCCUUCACAGACGACGACUGGAAGACAUUUUUGUCAUUCUGGGGUUCAUUGAUUGAGUCUCCAUCCAUACCCAUCUACGACUACCACUUGCGCAACAUGCGAAAGCGACUUGUGGAGUGCAAACGUUCUAUAUUUAUUAUGGAGGACGAUCUGAUGCCGGGCGGUGACAUUCAGAUAGAGCCGGUUCAGCAGGGUCCACGACGUAGACAGCGGCCGCCUGUGGAUACGCUGCAGGGGCAUCCGUAUCUAGAGUUUCCCGACGGCACUGACGCCGCCCGUCAUUGCCAGAAGCUUAGGAGGAUGCACGUUGGAUCGCAUGCAUCGAUCGAUUGGGAUGCGAUGGAGGAGAUUGCUGAGACGCCGAGAGUGCGUCGGUUUAUACCUAUCGAUUCGCCGUGGCAUCGCUUGCUGGCGUUAUGCGUUCGAUGA
Helianthus annuus (common sunflower) is the source of this 1506-nucleotide messenger RNA. Its product is annotated as protein FAR1-RELATED SEQUENCE 5-like. NCBI's taxonomy places the organism in Eukaryota, Viridiplantae, Streptophyta, Magnoliopsida, Asterales, Asteraceae. The coding region runs from base 478 to 1506 and encodes 342 amino acids. The transcript has 4 exons. The record is from RefSeq and is a predicted model, not a curated record. Gene Ontology annotation, biological process: regulation of DNA-templated transcription.